This is a messenger RNA of Magallana angulata, 2243 nucleotides long. RefSeq lists its product as uncharacterized. The record is from RefSeq and is a predicted model, not a curated record. The transcript is spliced from 12 exons. The coding region runs from base 470 to 1960 and encodes 496 amino acids. NCBI's taxonomy places the organism in Eukaryota, Metazoa, Mollusca, Bivalvia, Ostreida, Ostreidae. Gene Ontology annotation, biological process: regulation of apoptotic process; apoptotic process.
AUGCAUGUACAGAAAAUUAAAUCUGAGUUUCUCAUAUUUUUUGGUAUAUUAUUAGAUUAUUUCAAAAAGUUUUUCUUUUUACGUUAUAUGCCAUAAGUACCUCCGAUUCGGUAAUAAGGGCACUUGUAAGAUAUCUCGGUGAACCAUUUAGCUUAUCUCGAACAACAUUAUCUCUCCCAAACAAAGGCACUACUGAAAUGUGAAUAAGAGAACCGACGUUAAACAAGUUCUUAUUGAAAUCAAUUAAUCAAUAAGUGUGAAAUUAAGCUCUACUUACAAAGGUCAAACAAGCGUUUUAAGAAAUAUUGGCUUAAUACAAGGCGGUGCAUUGAACACUACCUAUUCUAUGUUUUCUUUUUUCAAAAACAAUAACGGUGUCUCUCUUAACAAUCAAAGUAUGAGUGGGGGAUCACCAGUGUACUGCGACGGGAAUAUUUAACGAUUUCAGUCUUCAAAAACACCUUGGAAAAUGAUUAGAGUGGGCUUAUUGUUAAUGUUCAUGCUGGCAGUUCGUAUUUCUGAAAAUUGCAAGACCAACCCGUGUCCUGUGGAAGUUGAUAAGAACAAGGUCUCUGGUUUGGUAAGCGGUAAGACCAUUGUUACCCCUAUAGUUUCCUACAGCUGUAACGACGGCAAGUUCAAGGCCAAGAUCUCCUGUCUGACCGAUGAUUAUAUGGUGAACGGUUCCACACAAUCAGUCUGUAAGGAGAAAAAGUGGAGCCCACCCCUUCCAGGAAAUUGUAUCCAGAAACCUCCGCCAAAAGACCAUAAAUGGGAGUACAUUGGUGGGGGACUUGGGGGUGGGGCGGUGCUGAUCAUUGUGGUUACAGUCAUCGUGUCAGUCGUCUGCUACAGGUCCAAACUCAGAUCUGAGAAGAAAAAAGAAGAGAUGAGAAGGAUGAAGCGGUUUGGUUCCCACACCCUGGGUCCAAAUGGAGAACGUCUGGAUGGUCGAAAAAUGGCUUCUAUAGAUCUAGACUUAAGUCUUCACAAAGUAUGGACGUGUAAAAGAACAAGGAAAAAGUUUUUCUACGCUGAUACAUUACAAGAGCUCCUUGCCAAAGCUGGUUCAGACUUUGGUUGUCAAGGCAAUGUGCGACUGGUGAUGGAGGAAGAUGGGACACAGAUAGAUUCGGAUGAGACGCUCAGAGCAUGCGCUGGAAAAAUAAUGUUGUUGCUUGGUGACAAUGAGGUUUGGCAACCAGAGGUUGGUCUCUAUGACAAUCAUGUCAACAGGUUAACAUUCGAAGUGUAUUCUUACGAUAGAAAGGUCAGAAAGUUGAUCCUAGCAGACAGUAUUAAAGACCUAAAAUAUCAAGGAUCCGCCAGCUUGGGUUACUCCGUGAUGUCAGUUUGUCUGGAGGAAGAUGGUACUCUCAUAGAUACUGACAGGAUACUCUGUUCGUGCUCCACUAAAACACUCAUGCUUCUUGGCGCUGAGCAUGCGUGGAGAGGAUCUCCUCGUGGCUUGAUCAGUUUUCCAUCGUCUGCGGAUAUAUCAUCUUCUCCAAACAGUACAAGUGAUCAAUUUGAAAUGGGCAUGUUCAAAGUUUGGUCAAACGAUCGAAGUAUGAAAAAAGUAGUAUUUGCAGAAAAUGUUGUAGACCUUCAUAUCAAAGCCUCAAAAGCCCUUGGACUUCGCACUCCUAUCGUGGUUACUUUGGAAAAUGAUGAAACUCAUGAAAUCACAGAUGAUAAUGAUCUCAUGGCAAACAGUGGGAAAGUGUUGAUAAUCAGGGAAAAUACAACCGAGACUACUUUUAAUGAACCAGUUUACCAUGACCCUAACCCGCCAAGCAUGUAUCAUCAAAGACAAUCCUGGUCAGGGCACCAAAAUGGUGUUUAUGGUAUGCAUGGAGCACGCCCUAAUUCUCAAUAUGCCUUGCAACAGAAUCAGAGACUUUCUACAGAUCAAGAAAUAUAUGAUAGAUUUAGUUCUAAUGCUUCAUAUCGUGCCUAGAUCUGAACUAACUGGAGCAUGAGAAAGGAUGAACAAAAAAUUCAAUAAUAGACAAAAAAGCAUCUCAAACCAGUAGAUUGAAGUGCUACAUAAUGCAACAUAGUUUUCAAUUUAAUGGAUUUUUAAUAACACUGAUAUUACUGAGUUAAGAACAAAUUGUAGUUAUGAACUUUAUACAUAACUCCUCAUUUUCAUACAUUUAUCAUAAAUCACAUCAAAAUAAUUUGUAUUCAUGUAUUCUUUAUUGUGUAUAUAUAUAAUAAAGUAUGGCAGUAUAAAAAUA